CGGCACAUCAGGUCGACAGGUCUCCCCAGACACGUCGCUGCUCAUCGCUACCCAUCGACCUCGCCAAGCUGUUGAGGACUUGAGGUGUGCGAAGCUAACGUCAUGCUCCUUUUCUUCCUCGUCUGGACUCUGGAGAGUGGAGACGGUGGGGCUCGUCGCCGGCAGCUUUGUCCGCGAUGAUGGGUGGGCUGUUUCCGUUCCGCAGCCCAAGCGUGGCCUUGGAGGAGACUGGCCUGUCGGGGCGUCGGGCCUUCAUGGGCACCCGGUAAAGGCUCGGGCCCAAGUUCCACCUCCAAAACUUUCCACCCAUCUCAAUCCCGUCUUCCCCAUCCCAACAAUCCCCACGAGGGAAACCAUGACGCGGUACUCCCCGCCGCUGCUGCGCCGCUUCUUCAGCUGCGCCGCCACCUCCGCGUCCCCCGCCGCAGGCAGAGGCGCCGGGAAGAAGAACCUUGUAUUCCUCGGCUCGCCCCAGGUGGCCGCCUCGGUCCUGGACACCCUGCUGGCCGCGUCGGGUUCCCCGGACUCUGGGUUCCAGGUAGCCGCCGUCGUGACGCAGCCGCCGGCCGCCAAGAACAGGGGGAGGAAGCUGUUGCCGUCGGCCGUCGCGCAGCUUGCGCUCGACCGCGGAUUCCCGGAGGAACUCAUCUUCACGCCAGAGCGGGCCCGGGAGGAGUCCUUCCUGUCGGAUUUGAAGGAAGUGAAACCGGAUGUUUGCAUAACUGCUGCUUACGGGAACAUUCUGCCCCGGAAAUUUCUUGAUAUCCCACCGUGCGGUACAGUCAAUAUACAUCCAAGUUUGUUGCCUCUAUAUCGUGGUGCAGCUCCUGUGCAGAGGGCUCUGCAGGAUGGUGUUGCAGAAACAGGUGUUUCCCUUGCAUAUACUGUUCGUGCGCUGGAUGCAGGACCAGUAAUUGCGUGUGAAAGGUUUUCUGUUAAUGAAUACAUUAAGGCACCAGAGCUACUUGCUAUAUUGUUUGAUAUAGGAUCCAAGCUGUUGAUUAAUGAACUACCAUCCAUUCUUGAUGGUUCGGCUAUAGAAAAGGCACAUCCACAGGAUGACUCCAAAGCUACGCUGGCGCCCAAGUUAAAUUCUGAGGAGUCAUGGCUAUCGUUUGACCAAGAAGCUAAAGAGCUCCAUAACAAGGUGCGGGCAUUUUCAGGGUGGCCUGGAACUCGUGCAAAACUGCAACUCAUAAAUCAAAAUGGUGAAGCAGAUGUGCUAGAGAUUAAGGUUAUCAGUACGAAGGUUUUGGCAUCAUGUGACAAGGUCGGAGAUGAAAACGAGAUAUUAUUCUCCGGGAGUUCCUUGCUGAUACCUUGCAGUGGAUCAACUUGGCUCGAGGUGUUGGAACUUCAGCUCCCUGGAAAGAAAGUAACAACGGCUCGGGACUUUUGGAAUGGUUUGCGUGGUCAGAAGCUGUUGAAAUCACCGUAAGAGUGGAUACGUGCAUUCGCAUUGCUGCGCCUGCAUGCUAUCAUAUGCACAACGAGGUAUAUUCCAUGCUCGGCCCUCUAAAAUUUUGCAGGGGCAUUGACGUCAUCCUAGCUGCACCCACAAGGGAGUGUUGCUAUGACUGAGAAAUUAGUUGAGGCCUCAAUUUAAUACUACUUUUAGUUUUAUUUUUCAUGAUCACUUGAGAGGGCAGGAGGUGGACAAAUUUAGUUGGUACCGUCCCAUGAAUUUUGGACAAGAACAUACUUAAGGUAUGUUAAUUGUUUCGAUUCAAUAUCAUUUGAAAGAACUGCCCAUUGAGGGAUGGUGACACUAAACUGAUCGCCAUUGCUUCAAAUCUGAGAACGAAAAACCCAAUUGUUUUUGUUAGUGCUGAGGCAAUAAUUUAUCGUACUAUCUUGUGGACGUUCAAGCCGACCAUGCUAGAUGUCUUGAGUGUAUAUUCUGGGAAGGUGCUCGCUUGUUUCUCGUGGCAUGGUCCACCGAAUGAAAGAACGGUCUUGCCUGGCAAUUCUGUACAAGCGAAAUGUUCCUCAUCUUCCUCGCAAAAAAGAAAAAAGAAAAAAAAGAAGCGUUCCUUAUCUUCUGCAAUGUGAAGUAGAGAUAAUUAUAUGUAAAUAAAGAAACAGUAGCAGGGGUGACUUUAUGAAAGGCUUGCCUUCCACGGCGAUGCAUCUGCUGCCUGGAAUGCGGAGUUGGAUACGGUGGAUGAUCGACAAUCAGAUAAGGGGAUGCGACAAGUCACUCGCAACAAGACCAGCUGCGCGCGGAUUCGGAAAAGGAUCCAAAUGGCGAUCGUGCGGCGUCCUGCUAAUAUUGUAACCUCCGUGUAUACUCCUACUCCUACCUCAUAGGCUCAUGUAUCCUUGCGUUGAUCA
This is a messenger RNA of Panicum hallii, 2334 nucleotides long. Its product is annotated as methionyl-tRNA formyltransferase. Gene Ontology annotation, biological process: conversion of methionyl-tRNA to N-formyl-methionyl-tRNA; biosynthetic process. Bases 356 to 1438 code for a protein of 360 amino acids. The transcript is spliced from 10 exons. The record is from RefSeq and is a predicted model, not a curated record. Gene Ontology annotation, molecular function: methionyl-tRNA formyltransferase activity. Lineage: Eukaryota; Viridiplantae; Streptophyta; Magnoliopsida; Poales; Poaceae.